Exophiala dermatitidis NIH/UT8656 is the source of this 2675-nucleotide messenger RNA. RefSeq lists its product as uncharacterized. The transcript is spliced from 2 exons. Bases 1866 to 2168 code for a protein of 100 amino acids. NCBI's taxonomy places the organism in Eukaryota, Fungi, Ascomycota, Eurotiomycetes, Chaetothyriales, Herpotrichiellaceae. The record is from RefSeq and is a predicted model, not a curated record.
UGCACAUAUCAGCCAGGGGCGGGCCGAACAGCUAGUGUGUGGGGGUGUACACUGGACAGACGCAUAGGUACACAAUCUCUCUCCCUCGUCCGUCAGGCGCCCAGGUGGUCAGUGUAACAUGAUCAAUGCAAGCCUGCCCUGUAGCACCGCUCGACGCCCGGUGAGUACGCAUCAUGUUCGGCUUGAGGGACAAAGGAGCUCCUGUCAGUCGGUUCAGAUUCCAAUUGUCGGUAGAAGCAUAGCACAGAUCGUGGCGUUCCUGGUGGCGCGCCGGUGAGACAGGGCUAGCCUUUGUCGUCCGAGUGCAUCGUGAAUAGGCGAGCAUUUUCAAACCAAGGCAUCCUACGCACCAAUCCUGUCGAUCGUUUUACUGAUGCCCCGGCAUUUCCUCGCCGUUGCUCUCCAAGAGGUGAGGCGGACAGAGAUAGCUCGAGACGUAAAUGUGAUCAGCACUGUCUUUCUGAGCCAGCAGGCCACAGUUACGCUGAUGGACGUGAGCUGACUCCUUCUAUUGACUGCAGAUCUUGCGGCCGGGUCGUCUUAAAAGUCCAUGGUGUUCGGAGUAUGAGUGACUUUGCUGCCAUUAUUGCUAUAGCAGGGGUACGCCGAAAGCUGCAUCAGUUUCCUUGUGACAAUGCGAGAUUCCAAUUCGCAGUUGUUCAGAUAUGAUAAUGACGAGACUGGCAUCGUAUUGUCUCCCUGAACCUCUCGAGAGACCAAAUGGCACAAGACAUCGGGUUCGUUCCCCGUGUUAGCCUGAAAAAUCCAGAAACACGAGGCUGGUUGCCAGGGGGCGGUUGGCAUGUCCAUUUGGAAAGAUGAAUCAUCGUCGCCGUGCGGGUUGCCGUACCCAGCGGCAACGCACGGCCCAGGCAAGAUUAGCAGCCAUGAGCGUGUUAUGGAUACCACUGAAAGCGAACCACGAGACCCAGGAAGAGGAACCAGGCCAUUCAUGGAAACGUCAUGGAAUUGGCACAGGCCGCUCAAACUUGUGAUGGUGGGCUCGUGUUGACCUUACCUAGAUUGAGAUACCUAAAGGCACGACUGUACUAUCUUCAAGUUGGCUGCUCACUGGGCAGACCACGCGUCUCCGAUCGAAGACCGCCUGAAUGAGGCGCCCGCUCGCUAAUGCUGGGCCGCUGCGCCGCCGGCAUGACGCGAAAAGGGUGGUUUCGGCCAAAACCAUCCCAUUUGCGAAGGUGACAACCAAGUUGACCUGAGGCGGGCGGGUGCCACGGGAAGGUCGAGGCAAAGAGGAGUGAAUGCAACCGUGCACCAGGCUGGCAUGGAGGAAAGAUGCUUAACGGAGACUAGUAUGACCUGAGCAGGGCUCAUUCCGCGCUGGCCGAAGCGUUCAAUGGCUCGUGUGUACCGGGGUCGACCGAUCUUUGACGAGGAUGAAUGGAUGGAAUCAGGUUAUGUCGACUUAAUUACCCAGUCAGAUUGUGGCAAAACCCUUCCAGAACGAGAAUGUGCCUAGAACUAGAGCAGUCAUCCGUUCGGCAGGCUUGAAGGAUGGUCAUCAGAUGUCGUGGGAGAGAAACCACGCUCUACUUUGAGUCGUGCUCGCUCCAUAGGGACAGGCUGCCACCGGCCGAGGAGGGGCGAUGCAGGAUCUUCAGACCAGCAUUGGGAACCUAAAGGUAGUAAUGAUCGAGGGUCUGAUGGUCAACGGUAGCGCCGCCCACAGAUCUUUGUUCAUCUAGCAAUUGCUCUUCCUGCUCGUCUUCUAUCGCAAACCCAAUGCUGUGGCUCCUGAGACUGCGAAGCUUGCAGCCCCGGAGGAUGUUCACAUCGUGGGUUCUGCGGACCGAGGAUGGACAGUAACGGCCAGGACACGAAGUACGACUCGAAGAGGACUGAGCAUGGCCAACUGCAAAGCGCUAGUAAACAAAUGGCCCGGGUCGGCAAGUCGUGGGAUCGAAGAAGCUGAGGCCUUGCAGGGAUUCCCGCCACCUAGCAGGGAUCUCUCGCUGACGGUGGAGCAGAUGACCAGUCUGAAAACGAACGGAGACAGACAUCAUGAACAUGUCAGUGACUCUGGCGGCCUAGAGGCAACAGAAGGAGCGACGACAAUUGGCCGAGGGAGUAUGCGAGGAGGAGCAUAUGCACAUCGACGUGAGUGGGCAGAAUGGAAAGAAACGCGACGCGUAAAUUCGGACAGAUGAACAACAGUCGCAUUCGCGUGGGAUUGAUGAAGUGAGAUGAGCCAGAUGGAACUGUGGCAUACUUUUGAUCGAGCUCGAUACCUGCGGCGCAGCGGCGGAUAUCCAGGCAUACCAGGUAAUAGUGACCUGCCCCGGUGCAAGCCCACCCCGCGCCUGGAGGAGGUAAGGUACAGUACUAUUACUGGCAGGAGCUGUCGAGUUCUUUGAUGCCUACAACCUCAGGCUACAGUUGUAUACUGCGCUGAGCAUCCCUCACAGAGGUGCUCUGGGCGCCGCGGCAAAGCACUGCAAGGGGUUUAACUAAAAAAGCCGACGGAGCAUACCUGGGUAGGGAGGCCUCUGUCCUACUCGGGCCAGUGGUGCUUACCAGUAGUAUACCGUGGGACCUACUGUACAGUACCAUGAGAUCCGUACAAUGGUAGAUGCUCUCGAGAUGGGGGCAGCAAAGAGCGGCAACCUGAUGAUGAUACCUGUAAAUCAGACACAUUAUUCUACGCCUACACCACC